ACGUUCGCCAUUUUCUGCGAGAUAUUGAGAAAAUAAUGGAGUCCUCAGACGACAAUAUUCGCUUGCUUGCCCUGUGCCGGUCCCUAACAGGUACAGCGAGGGUAUUUUUAUCGACCACGGCCUCCUUAAAUUACCAGGCGCUAAAAGCAGCGCUAUCAAGCGAAUUCGACGUGGGAAUCACAAGGCAAGAAGUGUACAAAAUGCUGUCGCAGCGAUGCUGGAAGAGGAAAGAGAAUACGCUCCACUGCUACACGAUAACCAUGCAGGCCAUUGCGAAGCGUGCUAAUAUCGCCGAUACGGAGCUGAUAGACUUCAUAAUAGACGGCAUCGGGAACACUACCCCGCAUGCCCACGUCCUGAUGACGGCACGAAGCGUAGAGGAAUUAAAAACCCUUAUAAACCGGUACCAACACAAAUAUUUCGAGACCGGGGCGGUGCAGCCAUCUAACCAGCGGCAGACAAGGGCGCCGAAACAAAGUGACGAUUUGAAGCUGAAGUGUAUCAACUGCUCCCGGAACGGGCACAUAAAACCAAACUGUCCAUUCCCACUAAGACCGGAUGGUUCCUGCUUCAGGUGCUGGAAGAUGGGCCACGACCAUCGCUCAUGUCCAAAUCCAGUAAAGCUUCUGAAAAGACGCGAAGUAGCCACUGUUGCCGAGGAUGAAGACGACCAACCAGGUGCAAUUGGCGCUUUUAACUCUUCCGAUUAGUUUUGUAAAGGCAUCACUGGUCCCAAAACAACUAGGGAAAAAACAUAUGGUUGAUAGAGGCCCCAGUUAUAAAGGCAUCGGUGGAAGCAAAAUUAAAAUACUUUAUAAAAUGAA
Molecule: messenger RNA, 824 nt
Organism: Rhagoletis zephyria (snowberry fruit fly)
Lineage: Eukaryota; Metazoa; Arthropoda; Insecta; Diptera; Tephritidae
Molecular function (GO): zinc ion binding; nucleic acid binding
Source: RefSeq, a predicted model, not a curated record